This is a messenger RNA of Lepisosteus oculatus (spotted gar), 2491 nucleotides long. Its product is annotated as sialic acid-binding Ig-like lectin 14. The record is from RefSeq and is a predicted model, not a curated record. NCBI's taxonomy places the organism in Eukaryota, Metazoa, Chordata, Actinopteri, Semionotiformes, Lepisosteidae.
CAGGGCUCAUGACUGAGGACAACAAAAAGGAAGAAUGACUAAACGUAUAAAGUAGAUUCUACUUAAAAAAGCUACAAAAAAAUGGGAAGUGAAACGCUCUAUCAAGAAAGUGAAAAAAUUACAAUUGCCAGUGUAAGAAAUGAAACAGAAAGGCUGAUAUUCAGCAUAUACUGUAGUAUACACAUACAUCCAACUUGUAGAAAUCUUCAGCCUCACACGAAUCACAAAACCAGGGGCACAGCUGCUUUAGAAAAAGUGGCUCCAGGGAGUCAGUUAGGCUCACAGCUGCAGGGAUGGAACUGAAGUUAUGGAAUGGACUAUUGUUCUGUCAGUGUUUUUGCCUAAAAGUGAUACAUGUUAGCAGCACCUUCAAUGAAUGGACUGCAGAGACACCAUUCCAAUUAUCUGCACUGCUUGGUUCUUGUGUUGUGAUACCCUGCAACUUUAACUAUCCAGGAUCAGAGAGAAGUGUUUCUCAGAUGACUGGCAUCUGGCUCACAGAAUCCUAUGAAUAUAUUUAUCACCCAAGUGGUUCUGUAAUAGAUAGAUUUAGAGGACGUACAGCACUAGUUGGAGAUUUGGGACAGAAAAACUGUUCUCUGAAGCUUGAUCCAGUGAAACAAAAAGACAGUGGUCAUUAUUUCUUCCGGAUCGAAAUACAUGGAUUGGAUAAUUAUUCCUAUGCCAAAAAUAAAACAUCAGUUUUUGUGAAAGACACAGCAGAUCCUCCUUCUAUAUCUUUAAAAGGGGAAGCCACUGCAGGUAUUGAUCUCUCUGCUUCCUGCUCAGUGUAUCACACCUGUCCUGUUCACCCUCCUACAAUCACCUGGAGCCACAACAGCAUGAUGCCCACUGUUUACUCAGAACCAAUGGGAAACGGACAGUGGAAUUUGACAUCAGUGCUGACCUUUAAACCCCAAGCCAGUGACCACAGGAAAACUCUGACCUGCCGGUCUGAAUACAGGGGAAGAAAAGCAGCAGAGAACUCUAUCAUCUUGAACGUGACCUAUGCCCCAGUAAAUGUGAGAAUGGAAUUUAACCAGCGUGGGAUAAAGGAGGGUGACUCCAUCAUUUUCCGGUGCUCCAGUGACAGUAAUCCUCCUGCACACAGUUAUCAGUGGUACAACGUCAAGGGGGUUCAGACAGUGAGACUGCAGUCAGAAAGAGACACCUUCACUGUAGAUAAUGUGACCAGACACAGCGGAGCCUUCUAUUGCACAGCACAGAACAGACUGGGACAGAGCAACUCCACUGCCAUUCAGAGCAAUGUAGAGUAUGCACCAGAGAUUAAAGGAUCCUCCUGUAAUCUAGGCAACAGCUGGAUAAUCUGUCAGUGCAUUGUGGACUCUAACCCGCCUGCUGAGAUUAAGUGGCUCUUUCCUGAUGGGACCCUGCUGAACAGGAGCUCAGAAAGACAGGACUCAGUGACAGUAGACACCCUGCAGGGAGCUGUGGGCUUCAUACAGUCAAUUUCCUGCUAUGCCAGAAACACACAUGGCAAUUCCACAGUGGAACUGUAUGUGCCCAGUGCUGGUUCUGCAUUGUAUGUUGCCCUUCCUGUUUCUAUACUGGUGGUAGCAGUCAUUGGAGCCAUUGGAGGUUUCUUACUCAGACGGAACAGAAACAGGAGAACAUGUGACAAGCCUGCACCCAGUGGAAAAAGCCUAAGUCAUGAGAUGCACGAUCCUUCCUACAUAAUAAGCAGAAGGAAAAUAGAAGAUCUUGAGAUCCCGCACUAUUCAGACUAUGAAGUCAAUCAACAUGUGUAUGGAAACAUAGAGGUGGAUGAAGAAUAUGAGAAUAUAAUGGAAGAAGAGAUUUAUGCAAAUAUGUAGAUAACCGAGUACAACAGUAGAGCAGGACCGAGAAUGGAAACAUCUACAUCACACACACUCCCGACUUCCGUGGCUGUGAGUGGGUCAAACAGCGGUAUGUCUUCCCGACAUCUGUGUACAAAUACCUGGCUUUCCACGGGAAGUCACUCCCGUCAUCCGUGACAAAAUUUUGAACUUAUUUUUUGCCCUGUGUGUGGUGUUUUUCUAUUUUUUUUUACUCUUGGUGUUUGGUUUCCUCACUUCCUGGUUUCUGUGUUCCCUGGUCUCCUGACCCCUGUUUCCCUGGACUCUUGGUUCCUAUCUGUUGUGAAUCUUUCUCGUGUGGUUUGUUGCCCUGGUCUCCCAGGUUUAUUUUCUGUUGUGCGUACUUUUGUAUGGGUUUUUUGUCUCGCUCCCCUGAUGCCCGGCCUGGCCCCCCCUUUCUCUACUCAAUAAAGGUUUUUACCCUGGAGGAAUGGGGUACCUCUCAGGCCUGCAAAUGGAACCCAGCUUGACAAUUGGUGUUUCAUAGCAGCCACAGUAUAAUAGAAAUCCACAUGAAAAUGAACAAAUGAACUCUGUAAUUACACCAUAGCCUGCACUGGAUUAUUUGUACAGAAUGCACCUGAAUGUAAAAGAAAAAUAAAAGUAUGAAUUAAAGUAAAAGUCGGACUACA